AUGAGAUUGAAGUUUGAUGAUAUGAGUACAUUGUUAAAACAACAUCAUGACAUAAUAUCUGAUAUAACCUAUGUAAAGUCAAUUGCUUUUGAUAAUCAAUUCUAUAUUGCGAAACAACCAAAGGCAAGAUCAAUAAAACAUUGUUCACAUUUUUGUCUUGUUUCAAUAAUUGAAUUAAAAUCUGAUGAAUUAAAUGAAUAUUUACAAGAACGUCAACAUAUGAUUAAUAAAUUUAAUAAUCUUUUAACUAAACGAUUAAGAGCUGAUCAUAAUCUUUCACUUGAUUCAUUUAAACUUUUACGUCAAUUAGGUGAAGGAGGUUAUGGAAUAGUUUUUCUUGCUUAUCAUACAGAUACAAAUGAAUAUGUUGCAUUAAAAGCAAUUAAAAAAUCUACAUUAGUUGAAACAAAUGAACAAAAUACAAUUAUUUCAGAAAGACAAUAUGCAUUUGCAUUACAUCAUCCAAAUAUUGUUCAACUUAUAACAAGUUUUAAAGAUAAUGAAUAUUUGUAUUUAGUAAUUGAAUGGUUACAAGGUGGAGAUCUAUAUUCAUUAAUGAGUUAUCAAAAAUUAACUGAACUUCAAGCAAAAUUUUAUUCAGCACAAAUUGUUAUGGCUCUUGAUUAUUUACACGGGUGCAAAGUUGUCUUUCGUGAUCUUAAACCUGAAAAUAUCGUAUUAACACAACGUGGUUAUAUUAAAUUAAUUGAUCUUGGUUUAGCAAAAAUUAUUCGUGGUUAUAGUAAAACAUUUUGUGGUACUCCACAUUACAUUGCACCUGAGGUAAUCAUGCAGCGUCCAUAUACAGUAUCACCUGAUUAUUGGACAUUAGGUAUAAUUAUACAUGAAAUGGUAACUGGUGAUGCACCUUAUGAUCGAACAUAUAGAAUAGAUUCAAAUACAAAUGAAACUCAAUCAAUUGAAUAUGAAUAUGAUUAUCGAUCGAAGAGUACUAUUGAAAAUGACACAUCGGAUGUUAUUCGACCGUCGUCAAAGCAUUAUAACAUGUAUCUCCGUAUAAUUAAUGGUUGUGCAUUAAUGAAUCUUAAACAUGUAACUAAAAAUUGUGCAUUAAUUAUACGUGGUUUACUUCAAUAUAAUAUUGAACAACGUCUUGGUUGUGGUAUACGUGGUGCUCUUGAUAUCAUUGAACAUGCUUGGUUUGAUCAAAUUAAUUUUUGGACAUUAUAUCAACAAAAAUAUAUUGCACCAUUUAUUCCUAUUCGUAAAUAUAUUAUUACAGAUCAAUAUGAAAAUGAAACAAUACUUAGAUAUACUGCAAAAAAUCAAUAUGAAAAUGAAUUUAAUGAAUUUUAA
Messenger RNA from Rotaria sp. Silwood1, 1317 nucleotides. Lineage: Eukaryota; Metazoa; Rotifera; Eurotatoria; Philodinida; Philodinidae. The record is from the annotation of a GenBank genome assembly.